Aphis gossypii (cotton aphid) is the source of this 1086-nucleotide messenger RNA. RefSeq lists its product as uncharacterized. Lineage: Eukaryota; Metazoa; Arthropoda; Insecta; Hemiptera; Aphididae. The record is from RefSeq and is a predicted model, not a curated record. The transcript has 6 exons. The coding region runs from base 1 to 1086 and encodes 361 amino acids.
AUGAUUGAAGCGGCCAAAAAGGUUUCUAAAAAUCUUUUUCCACCUUCAACAAACGAGCAUGUUGGGAAAUUAGCUAAUAAAAAUGAAAACUAUCAAACCAUGCAAGAAAUGGAUUUUAUUUUUAACUACGAUGAAAAAGUUUCUGAAAAUAUUAUACCACUUGAUGACUUGUGUCCUAUUGUAAUACAAGUACCAUGCGCCACUGAUCUUCAAAUAGCUGAACAUGACACACCUGCCAAAGUUUCAAACACAAGUUCAAAUCCUGAGUAUGCAGAACCUAUCUAUCUUGAUGAAGAAACACUGUGUAAAAAUGUAACUGCUUUAUUGGUAAAAGAUUGUGUAGAGUUUAAAGAAAAUCAAAUAGUCUGUGUAGAAAUACCUGAAUGGAGUAUGAAAUAUGAUGUGAUUUUGAAAAGUACAUCAACCAAGAACACAAUAUCUACAAAACAAGAUAAUGAUGGACCAUUUGAUGAUGUUCAAACUUGCAUUCCAGAAACCAAAAUUUGGACAACUAAAGCAAUAAAAUUACUCAUCGAAAAUAGAGGUGAUCUCGAACAUGAGUUUAAUAGUAAUAAAAAAAACCAUAAAAUUUGGGAAAAAAUUUCCAACAUCCUAAAAGAAAAUGGUGUUGCAGUAUCUGGACAAAACUGUAAUGUAAAGUUCCGAAACUUAAUGGCUACAUUCAGAGAUAAUGUACAAAGAGCCCAUAAGUCUGGUGAAGGAGCUAUCAAUUGGGAAUAUUAUAUUAUAAUGAAAAAGUAUUUUGGAAAAAAGGACUCAGUUAUUCCAAAUAAAAACACAAUAUUAGAAAGUAGUUUACCAAACACCUGUAAAAUAAAUUUAAAAAAUGGAAAUAACUCUGUUGAAUGUACCAAAUCACAACGUUCUCAACCAUCUUUAAUACAUAAUGAAGAAAUAAACUCUGAUGAAGAUAUGCCAAAAAGGAAAAAGAAAAAAAAUUUCCAAGACAUAUUAUUAGAGGAAAUGAAGGAGGAUCGGAAAUCCAGAGAUAGUUUUCAAAACAAGCUAGAAAAUUUCAUGGACAAGCUGAUUCAAAUUGAAACUGCUAAACUGGAAAAAAUUUAA